ACAGCUCAUUGUCACAUGAACGUCAUAACGUAGUCAACAACCUCUUCAUCACAGCAGUAAUUAAUUUACACAGGCAGAAGUCUUUCAUUAGGCUUCGAACGAGCUGUAAGAUGAAAUUAUUCCUCUCGUUGUUGGUCGUGGUUGUCUUCCAUGCAGUAGGUAGCUUUGGGCCUCUACAUGCGUCUUGCAAAAUAAGUUGGUCUUGGGCGGUUAAAUGCAGUAUGGUUAAUGAUGCCAUCGUCAAUCAGAUUCAGAAGUGGCAUUCAAAUGAAACCUGCCCAGAUGGAAAAGGGGAAAAGUGUCUAUAUACGCUUGUGAGCCAGACUGAUACUGAGAUCAAAGCAAUCCAUGAGACACCCAAGCAACACUACAAAGAUGACCUCACAUUUACUUUUACUGCAAAUGGAACUGGACUGUGUAAUGUGAAGGGCUAUUCAACCUCUGAAACAUGGUAUGCUGUGUUGGACUAUGGUACAAACUACUGUAACCUUCACAACUUGAUCACAGGAGCUGGACUUGACAAAAUGCCAAAAUACUCGGAAGAAACCAGUGACUCUGUUUGCACCCAAUACAGCUCUGCUGACUGUGAGAAAUACUGAGGGGGCAAAUGUUUUGCUUGAAACUGCCUCUGGGGAGGAGAUUUUUCAACUUAUUUUUGCUCUGAUUAAGUUCUCGCUGGAACAAUUAAUAUCCUCCAUCACAUUAAUGGAGGGACCCUUACUUUCAUGAAAAUUGAAAUGCUAUUGAAUAAGUUGCUGUUGCCUUUCAUUUUGCAUGGUUAGUUUUUAAUUCUAAUUGACCCAACCAACUGAAGAAGCUCUUGAUUGUUAAACAAAUUCUCCUUUUCUGCACCUUAUACACAUUUAUAAAGAAGGAGAUGACAGAAGGAUAAACAAAGAAAGAAAUUGAUUGAUGUUUUUUUUUUUUAGAUACAUUUAGAGAUUGGGAUUAAAAUAUAAAAUAAAUUUUCUUAGAUGCAUUUUGAAGAUUUGUAAUAAAAUGUAAAAUGAUUAAACGGACUGAGUAGAUAAAGGUCUGCUGAAGUAAAUGGA
This is a messenger RNA of Stylophora pistillata, 1052 nucleotides long. RefSeq lists its product as uncharacterized. The record is from RefSeq and is a predicted model, not a curated record. NCBI's taxonomy places the organism in Eukaryota, Metazoa, Cnidaria, Anthozoa, Scleractinia, Pocilloporidae.